Messenger RNA from Asterias rubens (European starfish), 1386 nucleotides. RefSeq names its product MLX-interacting protein-like. The record is from RefSeq and is a predicted model, not a curated record. Gene Ontology annotation, cellular component: nucleus. The transcript is spliced from 9 exons. Gene Ontology annotation, biological process: regulation of transcription by RNA polymerase II. NCBI's taxonomy places the organism in Eukaryota, Metazoa, Echinodermata, Asteroidea, Forcipulatida, Asteriidae. Gene Ontology annotation, molecular function: DNA-binding transcription factor activity, RNA polymerase II-specific; RNA polymerase II cis-regulatory region sequence-specific DNA binding. Bases 1 to 1386 code for a protein of 461 amino acids.
AUGGCGAGGGACGAUUUCUUAACAUCGAAAGAACAUUCCGGACUCGGUGGAUUCGACAAGGGAAGUUGGCGACACCCCAAUGAUCCGUUCGAAAAACAGCCCAGCCCGAGCAGUCAUUUGGAUCAUAACGAGCUUCAGCAGCAGAACAGUGAAACUGACAAUGCGAACGGUGACGAAAAUGACGGUGUUAAUGUCAUUCACUCGGGACAUUUCAUGGUCAGCAACCCUCACAAAGUGAAACAUAAGCACAACAACGUGGGUUAUAAUUUCGACAAUGCUCCAACGGAACCCAGUGCAAGCUACAAGUUUCAGGAGAAUCAAAAUCGUGCGGAUAUUGAUGUAUCUUUUUCUAAACUGUUCGACUGCAUGAGUUUAGCCUACACUGGAGCAAGACUUGUUUCACCAAAAUGGAAGACUUUCAAAGGAAUGAAGCUAAGUUGGAAAGAUAAAAUCAGAUUGAACAAUGCUAUCUGGAGAGAAUGGCAUCAACAAUUUUGUAAGAGGAGGAAGCCAGUGGUCUGUCAUUUUGCCUAUCCCAUUGCAGAGCUUGCACAUUUUGCACCGCAGGCUAUCGUUCUCGAAGGGAAGUAUUGGAAGAGAACUCUGAGCACCGUUGUACGAGAAUACCAGAAAUGGCGCAUCUUCCAUCGGAAGUUAAGGUCAUCAUCCUUGAAAGAUGGGGACAAAGAAGAGGAGAUCCAAAGCCCAGACAGAUCGGUCUUCGAAAGGAUCGUUGGUAUGAGCUCGUCCCCUUCACCUGUCCCUAUGAUCCUGGAUGACGAAGCGUUACUCUCUGAGUUUAACGACACCCUCUUCUCAAGUCUCAGCCAGAAUUCCUUUCAGUUUCCUGUGCCUCGGGAACUGACCCAUGUUGGUAUGAACCCAGACAUCAUUCAGCCAGGCCUCAUACAGCUACAGCCUGCAUUUGAUAGCUACUCCGGUACAUUAGAGACGCUGCAAGAAAUCCCCCUGAGGCAAACCAACGAGCAUGUGGGCCACCUUGCACGAGGGACGUUUGUCUUCUCUGGGAACCCAUUACAAAAUAUUACUCAGCAGCAGCUUCAGUCACUGACAAAUGGCGGUGCGGAUGGAAACCUCCAGGAUCUUACGUUACAACAACAGAUGUUUCCUAACUCGCUGGAGGAUGCAAUUACAUCCCUCAGGCAAGAAGUUAAUCAAGGUCACACCAUCCAGCCACAGCAAGUCAGUCUCCAACAGCAGCAGCAGCAGCAGCACUACAAUGCAGCAACACCAGCAGUCUAUGAACACAGAACAACCACAGCAGGUAGUUACGCUGCAAGUCGGUGUUCCACCAGCCAAUCAACUUCAGGCGUUGGUGUCCAGCGGGCAGCCGGUAAACAACGGUCAAGAUCAGACCAGCAGUAA